UUUUUAACCUCUUCUGCUGCGUCGCUGCUCUAGCCGUUCGUUAACUGAUCGUUACAACGUUCAACUAAGAUGUAUUCCCGUGCAAUAGUCCGUUCGUUCUUGGCGCGCCCGUCCGCGUACAACAAACUGGCGGCCAACAGCUCAACGGCGGCCGUCUUCCAGGCUGAGCCAAAGGCACCCGUACAAGGUGUGAUGCAGGUGCGCGAGGACAAGAUCGUCGGCCGUGACAUUGUCGGCUAUGGUCUGAACGGCGAACCCCAAUACUUCGACUCCAUCACCUUCCCAUUCCCCAGCGUUAGGUUUAUGAAGAACACCCCUGAAAUAGUGGCGUUGCGUGUGAAAGAAAAGGGAGACUGGAAAAAGCUGAGUAUAGAAGAAAAAAAAAAAUUGUACAGAGCGAGUUUUUGCCAGACAUUAGUUGAGGUAGAUGCACCGACUGGUGAAUGGAAAGCCAUAUUUGGAUGGGUCAUGGUCUGGAUUUCUAUUGCCGUUUUUUCUUUUGUCGGAGUUCGUAAAUUCUUGACAAGCACUGCUGAUGACCCAACUUUAUCACUUGAAUAUCGUCAAGCCCAAUUGAAACGUAUGAUUGAUUUACGUGUUGAUCCAAUUGAUGGGCUGUCCUCAAAUUGGGAUUACGAAAAGAACACAUGGAAAAGUUAAUUUUUCAGACUUUUUGUAUUAUAUUUUUUUUUUUUUUAUAUAGGUAUAUAAAUUCAAAAUAGUCAACUGCGAGGAAUAAAAUAAACAGACUAUGUUAAUGUAAAACAAUUUGUGUAGUUUAUUUGUUGAAAAUUCUAGUAAAUAAAUAAUAUCAGUGUUUUUA
Acyrthosiphon pisum (pea aphid) is the source of this 823-nucleotide messenger RNA. Its product is annotated as cytochrome c oxidase polypeptide IV-like. Lineage: Eukaryota; Metazoa; Arthropoda; Insecta; Hemiptera; Aphididae. Gene Ontology annotation, biological process: mitochondrial electron transport, cytochrome c to oxygen. Gene Ontology annotation, cellular component: respiratory chain complex IV. The record is from RefSeq and is marked provisional.